Mya arenaria is the source of this 7955-nucleotide messenger RNA. RefSeq lists its product as uncharacterized. NCBI's taxonomy places the organism in Eukaryota, Metazoa, Mollusca, Bivalvia, Myida, Myidae. Gene Ontology annotation, cellular component: membrane. The record is from RefSeq and is a predicted model, not a curated record. The transcript has 24 exons. Gene Ontology annotation, biological process: G protein-coupled receptor signaling pathway; cell surface receptor signaling pathway. Bases 288 to 7010 code for a protein of 2240 amino acids. Gene Ontology annotation, molecular function: G protein-coupled receptor activity.
UUUGUCAAAUGAAUGUACUUGAGGCGACUGGUUGUGUUUGUUGGAUUUGAUAUUGGAGUUAAUAUUUUAUUGCCGUGUCAAAUAGAAAAUAUACAUUUGUGUUUGUGUUAAAUUAAAAUUUGUUGUUGUUUUUCAUUUCGUGAAACAUUUGGAAAUAUAUUUUUGUGCCUCCAAGAAACGUCAUAUAUCACCGCGAUUUUCAGAAAUCCUCACCGUUACCAAGACAACGGAAUAUUGGAGGGAUUGUUGAACUUAUUAGGAUGUGAAUUGCUGGGCGUGCGAGGACAAUGUCCACGUUCCGCCGGCUGAUAUGCCUCUGUCUAGUUGUAGCAUGCGUUCGUUGUCAGCGCCAAGCCGUUGUCAAUCCAAUAGAUAUUCCUGGUUUUCGCCAAAGUAGCGGACAAUUCGAGUCGCCGAACAACGACUUCGUUAAUGUGCGUAAAAAUGACGGGAAUCUCAUCAGCGGACUUUGCCGAGAAGGAUGGGUUCCGGGGGCGAUCAAGAGCCUGUCCGGAGAUGAUAUCCCGGUGUGUUUCAAAGUGAACCCUCAAGCCCGGAGCUGGCGGGAGGCUCAAGCGGAGUGCCGGAAGGACUACGGCUUCCUUCUAAAGCUCGACACAGCCGCCACCGUCAACAACAAGGACCUGCUCUCGACCGUACUGGCCAAUGGCGUGCGUCAGUUCUGGUCUGGGCUUCACACGGAUCACGGACGUCUGGCAUGGGAUGACCUGGUUCCACGCCUUGUGGGGCACCAACACGGGCAAAACCAAAGCGAGUCUGCGCGCACGUGGCAGUGGCACGGUGCGGUCACUUCCUCACCGCAGCAGGGCUAUUGCGGCCAGAUGAACAUCGACAGCGAAGAAGAGGACGACGACCGGAAACGGCGGAAACGGUCCAGUGAUGACGACAAUCAAGAUACGGCCACCUCCAGCUUCGAACCGUCCACUUUUAGUGGUGAUCUUCAAAAUGGCGGAGUCGGAUUAGGGCCUUCAGCGAAUUUCGGAAGAUCACCCAAUACUAAUCUGAACAUGAGGACAUCCGGAACCGGAACACAGUUUGGCGGAGUAGCCUCAAACAAUUUCGGCUUGGCCGGUACAAAUCCUUUUCCGCCAAUGAACACCAACAACAAUAAUGGUGUCCUCGGAGUUCCAAGGGGCUUGGGGCGGGGGCGUGGAAGAAAUCUCAACGGCUUUCCGACGACUGGUGCCUUUGGGAGUACCCUUACCAGACAACCAAUAUCGGACAAGCUAGAGGCACUUGCAUCUCUGGGAAUUCAAAGCCCGUCCCAGAUUCCAGGAACGGGAAUCUCGGAUUCCAACACCCAGGAGGGAGGAUUGGCUGCUCUCCUUCCGCACUCGGAUUCCGAGAGUGACUCGCACUCGCCAGGAAGUACAGGAGAUGCUCCAACUAUGGACAUUGAGUCAAACUCGGGAGAUAACACACCGCCAAAUGGAUUUAAUGCACCAAACUUUGUUCCCUCUGUAACGCCUUCAAAUUUGUUGCCAUAUGUCAAGAAAUUAGCAGCAAAUCUCGGGUCUGGUAAUAAUCCGGCGGAGACAAACCCGGCAGAGUCCGAUCUUGAACAUUCGAGGAAUAUGAUCCAACGGACAGAGAGUAAUGUAAAGUCGGACUUUGAUUCUGAUUCAAAUAAAGACCAAGCUUCAAAUGCCAUGCCGAUAGAUACAUCUUCAUUAAUAAAGGUGAACAAAGUCGAUAGUGACAGUCCAAUGUCAGAUGAAUCUUCGAACAUUAUGUCACUGGGAAAUAUUUUAAGUAGUGACAACAUUGAAACAAUAAAACCAGCGGUGCUGUCCCCAUUCAGUGGAUCGACUGUACCAACAACCGAAAAACAGGACGAUGAUUCAAAUAUAGAUAAGGUAACAAUGGGGAGCGUUCUAACAUCCGGUGAUAGUGAUGAUAAACAGGGGCAUCCCCUACCGCCUGUCCUGACACCUGUUGAGCGUUUGAACAUGAAAAUGCCCGAAGACAGUGUUAGUAAAAAUGAACAAAUCAGUGAACGUGUUGAUGAAAUAAACGAUAAGCUCACAGAACAUUCAAACAUUGGAGUUGGAACGGUUGACACUCCCGAAUUUGAAAGUGAUAAGGCAGACAAACUUCGAGAGUCUAUGUCAGAUAUGGGUAGCGAACCAACUAGCUUUGAGCUUUCACCGGUAAAUGAUCCCAAUCUGGACGAUGACAGUGAGCACAAUGAAGACAAAAACACUCAUGAUACUACUUCAUUACAAGAGGAAAUAAAAACUGAUGACCAUAGCCCUGAAACAAAUGGUAGAGACUUAGCUGAAAAUUUAGGCGAUAAAACAAAUGCUGAAAUAUUCAAUGCAUUAAACAUUCCAUGGCCGUCUUCGAAUAAAACGAGUCAAGAAAACGAAGACACAGAUGACGAAAAACACGAUGAAUCCUAUAAACCAACAACAAUUUUACCAAACAUUCAGUUUUCAGGCGCAACGACUGAACGUGUGGAUAUGAACGACCAUUCCGAAGUAAAAACUGAAAAAGAGGAUCAUGACCUACCAAAUCCUUUUGGAUAUCUUUCAGACAAUGAUGAUAGGAAUCAUGAAAAAGAAGGUUCAAAGAUUGAAGGAGAAGAUCUGUUGAAGAACGAAAGUGAUCUUGAGCCGCCGAACCGCGAGUCAAGUUUUGGUCACAACGAGGAGAAGAACGAAGACGAAAACGAACAGGUAGCAACUGAAGAUACGGAUAUGUCUAAACUUGAACAGUCAAAUGCCAAGGAGAGCGAUAAAUAUGAUGACGCAAUUGAUGAAGAGGGUGAUGAAAAUGGUGAUCAACACACGAAUUCUACAGAAAACUUGUUUGAACAAUUUGAUACUGAAACAGAAAAUCCCAACAGAAAUGAAGAUGCAGAUGUUCUGAACGACAUCAUUGAAGAUAACGUUAAGAACAAAGAAAACAAAGAUGUAGACGAUAUUCUAGGUGAACAUGACCAUGACAAUGAAGGUACCAACCAAGACUUUGGGGGCGAUGAAAAUGAAAGUUUAGAGCGAGAAAACGAACAAGAAAAUAAGAAGGAAUAUGAAACAGAAAAAGUUAAUAAUGAAGUCGAAGGUUUGAAUGAGCAUGAUAAUGAAACAUUAGAAGAAAAUGAAAAUGAACGUUUAAGGGAAAAUGAAACGGGGCGUUUUGAAGAGCACGGAAACGAACAUGUUGGAGAAAAAGAAAAUGAGCAAACAGGAGAGCACGAAAACGCUCAUGGAGAUGAGCAAGAUAACGAACAUGAAGGAGAUCAAGAAAACGAACAUAAUGGAGUACAAGAAAACGAACAUGAAGGAGAACAAGAAAACGAAAAUGGAGGAGAACAUGAAAACGAAUAUGAAGGAGACCAAGAAAACCAAAAUGGAGUAGAACAUGACAACGAACAUGAAGGAGACCAAGAAAACGAAAAUGGCGGAGAACAUGAACAAGAACAAGAAGGAGAGCAAGAACACGAGAAUAUGGAAGCUGGGGAUGGCGAAAGAGAAACAGAGCAAGAAAAUGAACAAGAUUCUGACCACAUGGACGACCGUCCUGAACUUUUGGAGAACGUGCAGGGGACAACCCAUAAGUCGGCGCUGCUGCCAACCAUCCAGGAACAGGCGAUGGAGCUCUCUUCAUGUGAGGCCCGCCUCCCGUCCGUCUGCUUCACCUACCAGGUCGAGGUCAUGGAUAAAGCGUCUACUUGCGAUGACGGUUGGUACGGUCACGUAUUACUGGACACGUGCUACAAACCUCUGGAGAACAAGAUGAGCUACGAGCGGGCAGUGGCCGCCUGUAAGGUGCUUGGUGGUCGCGUUAUUCUUGCCAUCAGCCAGAUGGAGAGAGACUUUGUCUUCCUUGCAAUGCAGAAGGCCGGACUCAACAUAAAAGGUGGACGUUUCUGGAUGGAGCGGCCGACAACCUCGAAAUCAUGUCAGUAUUUCACAAGGGACGGAACAUUCUCCGCGCCAAGCUGUAACGCUGCUAACAAUGUCUUCUGCACCAACGACGCAAAGUCGCUCUCCGUGCUGACUGCUGACAGCUUACCGUUUGAUGGCGCCGUUGAUGACGUAAUCAGUGAAGCACGUGUGUUUUUCUCUGCACAAGCUAACAACCUCCUUCCAUGCGAACUGACGAGUGCGGCGUCAGAGUUUCCCGUGCUGUGGUUUAAAGAUGGCGUCCUGGUCGAUGCAAAAGAUAAAUACGUUACGAGCGAUCUGUCACUUCUGGUGGACGGGCGACUGGCGGAAGCGGUUGGGCGCCACCUGGGGCGGGAGAUGGCACUUCCUGCGCUCCAGGGACGCUACUGGUGCGAGGUCUGGGACAGGCAGACGCUGACACGCCGGCAGUCAAGGUCCUUCUCUCUCCGAUUUUCUGACGUGAUAUCAUUUCAUGGCUCCAUGAAGCUCCCGGCGUUCACCCUGAGUGAGGAGGUUUUGUUCAACAUGGCAGGGGAGCUAUUUCCGGUUCUAACGGCAGCGUACAUGGACGUCAAACAGGUGUUCCACGACGUCCUGCCAUCCAUACAGGCGUACGUGCCUGACGUCACCGGCGUGUUUACGUUCAUGGACAGCGUUAGGUCAGCUCGAAACGUGGUAGAAUAUCACACGUACUUCACGUUAUCGCGGCCCUACGUCGCUGCGGAUGAGGCGAGCGUAUAUAGCCGCUUAAAGACCGCCCUCCGAUCCCGGCUGGGCAACCAGAACUACAUGGCAUCGCUUCCUGGGCGCACACCUCAACAAUCCUUCAGAACAAUGUCUCUACAGAGUACAGUUUCCUGCCCGGCGGCCAGUCUACAGACCAGCAAGGAUGUGUUGGGUCAGUCGAUUCCGGUCCGCGAAUUCUCGUUCCCUCAUGCACAGUUGGGAGAACUCGUGCACAGCAUCGAAACAUGCAGUGACAGCAGGUCCCUUCCUUCGGGGACGGCGCGUUGCCGGGGCGACCUCCAGACAGGUGCGUACUGGAGUGACGUCACAGCGAGCGAGUGCGUUCAGGAAGCGGAUGCUAUUGACGACCUGAACAGGGAGAUCUGGGGUGUCUCGCCAUACACCGACAAAUUGACAGAGAUCGCUGAGAGACCAGUAGACCGGCAAAACGCGGAGGAAGUGAUGUCAGAGGUAGCCCAGAUCACGCGAAUGGCGAUCAAUUUCACGCCCACUGAUAUCAAUAAGAUUGCAGACAUCCUGGACAGAACCACCCAGGUUGAUAAACUCGAUGCCAAGGUUGGCGAGCGUAUAUUGGAGACGGUGGACCGCUUGAUGGGGACAGCAGACCGCGGGGCGCACAUGGCCAACGUCGAGACCAAGGCUGCCAACAGAAUCAUCAAAAGCCUUGAGCUGUACGCGGAGACGGCCGACAUUGGGGAACAGGAACAGCUGCGCCUGGUGUCCGACAACGUCGCCGUCGAGAUUUGGAACCUCAGCCCCUCCAGUCGCCCCGUCAUCGGCCUCGCCGCGAGCACCGCACUUGAAUUGGCGGCAGGGAUGCCAUUCAAGAUGGAGAACAUCGCCACUGUGUACAACAAGUCGCAACUCCUGGAGGCGAACGUGGACGCUGCCAUAGAGCUGCCCGACGAAGUAUUUGAGGUGCAUGAAAAAGGCAAAGGCCUCAGUAACCGUCUGACAAUGAUGGUAUUCCGGAAAAGUAAGCUAUUCGAAGCGGCGAUUACGAAGGAGAGCCGGGACUCAGGCGCCGUUGAUGGACAGAUGGCAGACUUAAACAGCUACGUUAUUUCCGCAAGCAUCGCCGGCCGAAAAUUGGAGGGACUCAAGGAGAAAGUGAAGACCAUCUUCAAACCUACCAAGGAUGUAGUAGGCGAGGCAAAUUGCGUGUGGUGGGACUUCCGGGAGCGACAGGGCCAGGGCGGCUGGUCAGAUCGGGGAUGCUCAUACGACGGCAAAGUGAACGGCCGCCACGUGUGUCUGUGUGACCACCUCACCAACUUCGCCGUGCUCAUUGACUUUUACGGUCAGGAGCACGCCAUGGACGAGGGCCAUGAGCUGUCUCUCUCCAUCAUCACAGUGGUGGGACUGUCUCUAUCCAUCCUGGGUCUAGCACUAACCAUCAUCUCUUACGUUUUCUUCAGGAAGUUACGCAAGGGGCGUGCUCAGCAGACGUUGUUCAACUUGUCCCUGUCGUUGCUAUUGGCGAUGCUCGUGUUCCUGAUUGGUAUCCGGCAGACGCACUCACACGGUCUGUGUAUCACGGUGGCGGUUCUGCUCCACUACCUGGUACUCGUGUCCUUCAUGUGGAUGCUGAUGGAGGCCAUCCUGCAGUACCUCACGUUUGUCAAGAUCCUUGGCACCUAUAUCACUCGCUUCACACUCAAGACCGUUCUUCCCGCCUGGGGACUACCCCUAAUCCCAGUAAUAGCAGUUCUUGCUGUAGAUCCGGAAUUGUACCGUGGAGGAUCGAAAUACUGUUGGAUGGACCUUCCUGCGUUCUACUACGCGUUCGCCCUGCCCGUUAGCGGCAUCAUAGUUAUAAACGUGGUCAUCUUCGUCGUGACGGUUGUGAGCAUCUUCCGGCGCGGCAAGGGCCUCCGCUCAAACCAGAAGCGCCACAAGAUGGCCAUGACAAACCUCCAGGCCGCCAUCACAAGCUUUGUGCUUCUUGGUCUGACAUGGCUAUUCGGGUACCUGGCAGUGGCGGACGCGCGGCUAAUCUUCCAGUACGUGUUCACCAUCCUAAACUCGCUCCAAGGCUUCUUCAUAUUCGUACUGUUCGUGCUCCGGAAGCGGAAGGUGCGCGAACAGUGGUAUUUCAUCUGCUGCAAGGGCGUGGAGAAGGGGCGCGUCUCUCGCUCGCUCUCGGCUUCCAACUCCAACAGUACCUAUAGUAACAGCAGUGGCCGUCAGAGCGGGAAGUCCGGCAAGGAUCGGGACCGUUCGGACAGCACGAAAACCGUCCAGUCAAUUGUCUCCAAUGGUUCCGGGGGAUUUACCAACUUCGGCUAUGACCACGGAUACGACUUCCCGUUCUCGAGGAACGACCGCCGGCUCUUUAACAGAAAGUUCUGAGUCGGGCUAUGACAAAGAGGGUUACAGUGUACUGACAGAUGUUGCUAUGAUAAAUUUGCUGCCACUUUUUAGUUAGAGCUGCAUGAAUGGUAUCAGAUAUAGUCGAUCGUCUUUGUUCAUUUGAACCAAGUUGUGAUACUGGAUAUAAUUGGCAUGAAAAUGCGUUGACAUUAAAAGUACAGUCAAAACUCGCUAUGGCGCAUAACGAAGAUUCGAUUUUACCGAAAUAAAAAAUAUCUUACUUUACCAAACACAUUCAAAAAAAGUUUGACAUAACCACAACAUCGAGAUAACAGAGUUCGACAUAGCGAGUUUCGACUGUAGUUUCGUUUGACAUGUGAGGUUUUUUUCACUGUUACUGUUUUAUCUUAUUAUAGUGAUGUUCUAUGGAAAGUUAUAACUGAUCAUCGUUUUUAUUUGUCAUCGUUACAUUACUAGUACACGAAUCAUGUUUUCUCCAGCAUAUUUAUUUAGCGCUCGUUGUGUCCCGUGGCCACCCGUGUUCGUCAUGUAUGGUUUAAAUGUCUCAUUUUCCUCAUUGUGAUAUUAAUGUGUAGUUGUGCUAUGUAUAUAGGCAUAUAAUAUAUUUAAAAUAUAAGUAUCAUAAUUAAUUAUGCUGUUCAUGUUAUGUUUUUGUCAAGUGACACGGUUAUGUCUCAAUGUAUAUUCCAGUUAUUUGUGAAAUAGAGACACCGCAUUAUCCAGUUGCUAUUUUUUUCCUUGUAUUUUUUUUUAAAUCAGUUUAAUUUCAUUGGCAAAGAUACCAACUUAUCAAAAUGUUCAGACCGUUAACUGUAUAAUUAUAACAGAAGGUGUAACUGUUCAGGUAUUUUUAUCUAUUUAUAACUAGAAAUGACAAGAAGUUAGUGUGUCUAUUGAACAUUUUAUUAAUGUUUAUUAGUUUUGUAAUAAUGUGUUUUCGAAACCAUUUCUUAAUAAAGGAGU